AUGUAGCAAUUGAAAAAAGAAGAAGGAGACCAAUUCGUCAACAAAUUCGUCCGAACUAUGUUAUAAAUUAACGAUUAGUUUUAUUGCUAUGAACCCAUAAAAAUAUUUCUAUUCAUGUUGAGUAUGAGCUAAACCAUAUUUUACCUCUAAUUUCAAACCUAUGAGUUGUGUUAGAAUAACUUUGAUGAAAUAAGUUAAAGCAAGAAGAUUCUCUAUAUAAUUAGACCUGAGUUAAUAUUACUUAAAUAUUUGAAUGAUGAAAUGCUAUUUGCCACACCUUACAUUUUAGUUUUAUUGAUACUAAUCAUGAAAAUCGUAACCUGCCUAAAUAUUCACAAUUAACAUUUAAGAUAUGCUAAAAGAUGGAAUAAAACGACGCAUUUAUAAAUGAUAAUAAUCAAUAUUAUCUCGUUUUACUAGCAGUUAUUUCAUGCUGUAUUACAUUACCCUCUGCAAACUCUUGUUAUUUGUGCUAUUAGUAAAGCAUUGUAACAUAUUUAAAAUUAAAACUCUAAUUACAUAGCUUCAUUGGUUUUUUGCGUUAUUAUAUUUUUGCUUUUGGAAGCUGAAUCAAUAUCAUUAAUAUUUAUUUGUAGAAAAUCUACAACAUUAUAAAUUUUCGCUUUUGAAUAAUUUCUGAUGUCAACUUUUGAUUUUAUAAUAUAUGCCUUGCAAAUAUCAUAAAUUAUCAUUUUUGGAAUUUCAGGUCAAAAUAUUGUGGUGAUUUAUGCGCAACAGUUUCUUAUAAUUUGUAUUGCAAUUCUGAAAAUUUUAAAUUAAUUGCACUACCAAGGUUACAUCUAUCAACAUCAAAGAUACCUCCUUUACAUUAUUAAUUCUGUUAUCCUUAUGUAUUCUCUCUUUUAAUUAAUUGAUCUUUCAAACAAUGCAAUUUUGAUUUGGCCAUUGUUCACAAGUGUGGUAAUCUAUGCCGAUCGUCAAUUCUAAUAUAAUAGUAUUUAUUCCUUAUUCCUUGAAAACUCAACGAACCUCAAAUAUUAUGUCCAUCAACUCAUGAAGAUAUCUAAUAAUUGCUAUUAAGAUGAGAUUCUUCCUAUUCAAUAUACUAUAAUUUGGAUACAACAUAAACUUAAGUGCAAAGAUACUACAUGCUUAUGCAAGGAAUUAAUAUAGAAAGUCUUGAAUCCUUCUCAAACAAAUAUCAUAACAGAGCCAAUUUUCAACUCCUUUGUUUACACCAAAAUUAAUCACAUUAAAAAACUUAUUUAUUCUAAUUAAAAUAAAAAUAAAGUUGAUGCUGCUUUUUAUGAAAUUGUGUAAGCCACUCUCUUUAUGAGAUCCGGUUUCAUUUUGAUGGCAAUCAAAAAUUAUAAUAAAAUUUUAUUUUAAGCUAACGAUUUACAUAGAAGGAGAGUGAUUUCAUAAGAAAAACCACUUAUUUCAUAAAGGAGAGCCAAGAAAAGUUUGAUUGAUUCAUAAUUAUAGGAGAUAAUCAAUAACCAAUAGAAAAAGGGUGAAAAGUAUGAAGUUUAAAGCAAAAACUAUCAAAUAUCUAAUCUUGAGAUUAUUAAAAUUAAAUACAGAAUAACUUAGGCAUAAAUGAAUUUGAAUGAAAAUUUUAGUUCUUACGUAUGUAAUCCAUAAUAACAUCAAAUGUCUGAUUGCAUAUUCUAUUACUUACUGAACGAGUUUGAUUUGAACACAGUAAUUUAGAAGAUAAUUAAUUUAAUUAAAAUGAAAACGGAAUUUUAUUGCUACCUAUUAAAUUCAGAAAAUUUAAAGGGUAAUCAUGUUUUUAAUUCAAUAUCAAAAUUCUCUAAAAACGUUAAUUGUAUUGAAGAUAUACUCUUAAAGAAUUAUAAUAAAUACGCUAGUGCUAAACUGAGGCACUUAAUAAUCUUCUUUUAUUCCAAGAUAUACAAUAGUUAUUUGAAGGCCAUAAAAUUUAAAUAAAUUAAUAACAUCUAACAUGAAAAAUUAAUUUAUAGAAAUCAAACAAUAGAUUUUUACUCUGAUAAAAUUGGAUAUGUUUUAUUGUAAUUAUAAGAUGAUUUAUAGAAUUUGGUAAUCAAGUAAUAUUCUAGUAAUUUUUUAAAAAUAAUUAAUAAAUCAAACGAUGAGAAUAAGUUAAAUUUCUAUGAUGUAUUGCCUGAUUUUAUUAAAGAUGCUCACCCAAUUUUGGUUCAAAGAUUUGUAUAGACCGGUUAAGCUCGAUUUUAUAGAAGUUUGAGUUUGACAUUUAUUUAGUAAGAUAAUGGAUUAGCUAAACAAAUGGAGUAAAGUUUUGACACAAUCACUCUUUUAAGUGAUAACAAAAUUGUUUUUGGUGCUGUGAUUCAAGAUGUUCUAGAUUAGAAAGCAUACUUGUUAGUAAAUGUUAAUGGGAAUCUUUCAGGAAUGACUUUUAUGUGUUUAAGAAAGCUUGGAUUCACAGUUGAGCAGAUUUCAAGUGUUAAUAACUUCUAUUAAUUUUACGAAUUAGAAAUUAAUUAAAUAGUCCCUAAUUUUAAUAGAUUAAUUGAAACUGAUUUUGAAGAAUAAAAGUUUGAUAACAUAAGGAUUAUAUUUCUUGAUCUUUCUUCGAAUAAUUCUUUAGAUGUGAUAACUAAAUCAACUUAAUAAGGAAAUCAAUUAUUAUCUAAAGUUUGGUAGAAUAGUAAUUUGGUAAAAGAGUACUUAGUAGAUUUAUAUAUAAUGAAGAGAAAUGUGUUUGGGUUCUUUUAUUACAUCAUUGAAAUCGAAUCCGCUUAUUAAAUUGAUUAUUCUCAAUAUAAUAGAAAUCAUAAAUCACUUUUGUAAAUUAGAGCCAGCAAUGAAUCAGCAGUCUUUGAUAUUGAUUCUUUAAUCCUCUCACUUUAAGACGUUAAUUCAGAAUUAGAACCUGAAUAUUAAGAGUAAGAAGGAACGAAGAAAAUUAAAUAAGUUACAAAAAAUGCAGAGUUUUAAGGAAUACUAUAAAAAGAGUAAAUAAAUCCAGAUGAUACCAGAAAAUAAAAUUUGAAUGAAUAAUAACCGCAAUUAAUCAAGUAAGUACAAAAUAAGAAUGCCUUACAGCAAUAAGACUUUUUUUGUUUUGGGUCACCAUAAUCUCCGUUAGCAUCUUAGGGCUAAAAUUCGAGUAAUUAGAUUAGAUCUUAAAACUAAAAUUAGCUUGAUGCGAUUUUGGAUUUGAAUUCAGAAUCUAGUUUAAAUUCUAUAAAAAAACCGUCAUUUAUAAAAAGAUUAGAAUCAAUAGAAAGAUUUUAUUCUAGUUUUAAUUCAAAUCAAUAAAAGGUCCUAUUAUUUUCAUUACUUUUAACUUUGAUUGUGUGUUUUAUUUUCUCUAUAUUCAUACUUUCGCUUCUACAGGAUGAUCUUAUGAGCAAAAUUCAAAGUAUUUAAAUGCUUUCUUUUUAAGCUAACAUUUUGGCACCUUAUGAUGAAUAUUUAGGUAUCAGAGCUUAAAUUAAUUAUUACCAAGAAUUGUAUGCCUCUAAUAAAAUCAACUUUAUCGAAUAAUUAGAUUUACUAGAACCACUUUAUUCGGUAAUAGACAUAGACUAUAAUGAACUAAGGCAGAAUUCAUAUUCAUCCUUAUUGGAGAAAGAUUUGAGCGGUUUUUUCAAGGAUUUAUAUACAGAUGCCUUUUUUAUGGGUACAAGUGACAAAACAGUUUAUUCUAAAAAUAUUACAUUUAGGGAAUUCAUACAUCAAUUACUAAGUUAUUAGUAUGAUUAUAAAAAUAUAUUGGAUAAAAGAAGUUCUUCAAAGGGUUGUCCUUGUUAGGUUUUCUAAUUUUCAAAUUAUUUUAUUUUGGAAUAAAAUUUAGAAUAGAUUUCGUAAGAAAUAUUAACAUUUUCGAAAAGCAAUAGCGAUUAAAUAGUUAAUAAAUGGUGGUCAAUCUGGAUAUCAUUUGUAAUAGUAUGUUUUUUACUUUGUAUUUUGAUUUAUUACUUAAGAAUGGUGCUGGCUUUAUAGUGUGAUACGAUAAUGUAAAUUGUAACACGUAUCUAGGAAUAAAGUUUGAAGAGAGAAAUAGAAAAUCAAAAGAAUUUAAUUUUGGGUAUUAUUUCAGAUAAUGAUUUAAUAAAUACGUAUUAAUUGGAUGAUUAAGUUGAGAAAUAGUAAGUUGAUACUAAAAUUGAAAAUAUGCAGUUUAGAAAACCAAAAAGAAAAGAACUAAUUCGAACAUCUAAAUUAAAGUCUAUAGUAUUGUCAUUAAUACUCCUAUUUAUAUAUUUUGUGUAUUCAAGUAUUGCGAUUUUUUCAAGUCAAAAUUUUUUGAAUCUUUACGAAUCAACUUAAGAAUUAUAUAAAUUGAUAGCUGAUUUAUCGUUUAGAAGUGGAAAUUUAUUUUUAUAUAGAGAGAUGAUCAUAUAAUGGUAAAAUGAAACCUAUCUAAAUAAAUCUGAUGGAUAGAAGUUGUACAAUCUAAUUGAUGAUGCUGAAAAAAUUAUUCUAGACUACAUUGAUUUGGCUCCCCGUGUUUCUUUAGAUGGUCUGCUGAUAUCUUAAGAGUUUCUUACUCUAUUUGAGGAAGUACAGAAUAAUGAUGUUUGCAACUAUUUGGAUGAAUAAUAUGAGUAAGUGUUUGGAUAGUAUUGUUUAAAGUCUCUGGAGGGGUCUUUAAUGAAAGGAAUGUUAACUACUCUCCCAUAUAUUUAUCAAACAAUAAAGAAUUAAUAAGCUAUUAACAACUUUACAUUUAGAGCAGAAGACAUCUUCUAUGAAGUUGAGGGUGGUCAAAUAGUUAGUAGAGUGUUUUCAAACAUAAAGCAGGAGUUAUAAGAUGGAAUAAUUGCUAAGACUGAAAAGUUUAAUUUUCAAAAUAGGAUAUUUUCAAUUCUCUUUCUUUUAGCUUUAUUUUCGAUAUGCUUUUAUAUUUUAUUUAUUUAUUAUAAUAAUAUUUAGCAGAAUCUCAAAAUGAUGAAAUUUAGUGUUUUCAUGAUCCCCUAAAAAGAUAUUCUCCAAAAUGACAUAUUUGAGAAGUGCUUAAAAUAAAUUGAAAUGAAAUUAGGUUAUAAAUUAUGA
Paramecium tetraurelia is the source of this 4971-nucleotide messenger RNA. RefSeq lists its product as uncharacterized. Lineage: Eukaryota; Ciliophora; Oligohymenophorea; Peniculida; Parameciidae. The transcript has 2 exons. The record is from RefSeq and is a predicted model, not a curated record.